Molecule: messenger RNA, 1401 nt
Organism: Raphanus sativus (radish)
Lineage: Eukaryota; Viridiplantae; Streptophyta; Magnoliopsida; Brassicales; Brassicaceae
Product: MATH domain and coiled-coil domain-containing protein At2g42480
Exons: 3
Coding region: 123-1256 (377 amino acids)
Molecular function (GO): protein binding
Source: RefSeq, a predicted model, not a curated record
GAAUUUGUUUCCUUUUCUUUCUUUAUUUUGAUUCCUAUAUAAACAGAGAAUGUGAAAGUCUUAAACAUAGUUUCUGAAAAAAAAACAUCUUUUCUCCAAAUAACAAAAUCUACUAAAGUAAUAUGUGGAAUCAAAAGCCUAGCUUCAGGUUUGAGAUAGAUAACUUCUCGGAAAAGAAAGAUCGCAUACUAUCUCAGACAUUCGUGGCUGGCGGAUACGAAUGGCUUCUUGACGCUUAUCCCAAGGGACGUAAUCUUGCUGAUGAUCACUUUUCUUUGUAUCUGCACGUUGCAAAUUCUACUAUGCUACCUAGUGAGUGGAAAAGGAAUGUUAGUUUUUACUUCGCUCUGUUGAAUCAAUCCGACAAAGAGCUCUGCAGAUCUCACAUUGUAUGCAAAGUGCUUGAUGUUAAGACACCAUCCUGGGGCUUCUCAAAGCUAUUUCCUCUUAGCAAGCUUCAGGAGAACAGUGUUUUGGAGAAAGACAGACUAAUCAUUGAGGUCUACAUUAAUUUGAUUGAAGCUUAUGAUGGAGAAAGAGGAUAUGUAUCAGAGAAGCAGGAGACUGUGGAUAUCAACGGUUUUAAGCUUCUUGCUUCUCAGGUCACUCUAGUGAGGAAGAUAUUCGCAGAGCACCCAGACAUUGCAGUAGGUUUCAAAUCAAAGAACCAAGUGCUGAAGACAGCAUACAUGAAUGUCCUCAUUGGCCUCAUCAAUACACUAAACAAGCCUUCACAUAACCACUCAGAGACUGAGCUAACCAAAGCUGACAGCGAGUUGAGUGAGCUGGAAGAAGUGGGUUUCAAGCUUGACUGGUUAAAGUCAAAGCUUGAGGAAGUUAUAUUGGAGAGGAAGAAAGCAGAUGUUUAUGGUAAUAAGGUCAUACAGCUUGAGGAACGUGUGAAGAAUAUUGAGCAGAUGGAAAAUCAGAUGAAGAGAAAGAUUGUUGAGUGUUUCUUGGAGAGGAAGAAAGCGAAAGAUGAUGGGUCUCGGGUCCAAACACUCGAGGAACGGGUCAAGAACCUUGAGGCGGUGGACUCCAGCUUCAGGAUGGAUUGUCUGAAAUCGAAAUUUGGGGAUGUUUCCUUGGAGAAGAAGCAAUUAGAUGACGCUGAUGGGUCUAGGGUUCAACAACUUGAGGAAAACCUCAAGAAUCUUGAGGGGAUUGUGUCUGAUCUCAAAGUGAAACUGGACGAGGGGAAGGAGAAAUCCUCUUGUGAUGGAUUUUUGCUGGUAGACGACGACGAGGUGGCUUGAUAUAGAUAUCAAGUUGUUAGCUCAUUUAGAAGAUCAACUAUAGUGCUAUGAGUUCCUUUGUUUUAGUGUUUUUCUUGCUUUCUGAAUCCUAAUAAUCUAGAGACUCGGCUUUAUGAUAAAAAUAUAUUAGCUAUAUUGAUGGUUU